UCCCCAGGCACACCGCAGCGCGCCGCUUUUCGUGCGCCAAAACGCGCUCUUAACGUCUGAGCAAGGACUUGCGGUUUGACUGAUGGAGCCUCUUUCAGCGGGGUCCUGGGGAGGUUUUGCCUGAUGUAACAUUCUUAUUCACAGGCAUGAAGAAAACCCUGCAGGACGAGAUCAAAGCCAUUCUCCAGGAGAGGAUCAUGGUGCUGGACGGAGGGAUGGGGACCAUGAUCCAGCAGCACAGGCUGAGUGAAGAUGACUUCCGAGGUCAAGAGUUUAAAGACCACCCCAGGCCACUGAAAGGCAACAAUGACAUCCUGAGUAUAACUCGACCUGACGUCAUUUACCAGAUCCAUAAGGAUUACUUGCUGGCGGGGGCGGAUAUCAUUGAAACCAACACUUUCAGCAGCACUAGCGUUGCCCAAGCUGACUAUGGCCUGGAGCACUUGGCUUACCAGAUGAACAAGAGCUCCGCGGGAGUGGCCAGGAGAGCAGCCGAGGAGAUAACUCUCCAGACAGGAAUUAAGAGGUUUGUGGCAGGAGCCCUCGGUCCAACUAAUAAGACACUCUCUGUGUCCCCGUCUGUGGAGAGACCAGAUUACAGGAACAUCAUAUUUGAUGAGCUCGUUGAAGCGUACGAAGAGCAGGCCAAGGGGCUUCUAGACGGUGGGGUCGAUAUCUUACUCAUUGAAACUAUUUUUGAUACGGCCAAUGCCAAGGCAGCCUUGUUUGCACUCCAAAACCUUUUUGAAGAGAAGUAUGCUCCCCGGCCUAUCUUUAUUUCAGGGACAAUCGUUGAUAAAAGUGGGCGGACACUUUCUGGACAGACAGGAGAGGCAUUUGUCAUCAGCGUGUCUCACGCAGACCCACUCUGCAUUGGAUUAAAUUGUGCUCUGGGUGCAGCUGAAAUGAGACCUUUUAUUGAAACGAUUGGAAAAUGUACGACAGCCUAUGUCCUCUGUUAUCCCAAUGCGGGUCUUCCCAAUACCUUCGGUGACUACGAUGAAACUCCACAGAUGAUGGCCCUGCAGUUAAAGGACUUUGCUGCGAACGGCCUGGUCAACAUCGUUGGCGGGUGCUGUGGUACGACUCCGGAUCAUAUCAGGGAGAUUGCUGAAGCUGUGAAAAACUGUAAGCCGCGAGUUCCACCUGCCACCGUUUUUGAAGGGCACAUGUUGCUGGCUGGCCUGGAGCCCUUCAGGAUCGGACCGUACACCAACUUCGUUAACAUUGGAGAACGCUGUAACGUGGCCGGGUCCCGGAAGUUCGCGAAACUCGUCAUGGCCGGAAGCUACGAAGAAGCGCUCAGUGUUGCCAAGGUGCAGGUGGAGAUGGGCGCCCAGGUGUUGGACGUCAACGUGGACGACGGCAUGCUGGAUGGUCCCAGCGCAAUGACCAGAUUCUGCAACUUCAUUGCUUCCGAGCCCGACAUUGCCAAGGUCGCACAAAAUUUUUAUUCAUCAAGGGAAUUUACGUGUCUCUGUCUGUCACUCAUUAAAUCUGACAUGUUUCUGUGUUUCAGGGGCCUCCUUUGUCAUGGCUCCAGAGAGGUCACCGCUCCCUGGCUACGAUUUAGUGGCCGUGUGUCCCUGCGCUUGGACCUUUCCUUAUCAGAUGGAUCAUAUUUAUAUUCUUUGUGUGUAGGAAACAGUCUUCUCCAGAUUCCCCUCAGAGGUGGGGACGUGAGGACUGUAAGCUGCUCUUGGUCCCAAGACUCCAACGUGUGGGUCCAGCCACCCCAAUUUUCCAUCGCUCUGCACAUGGCGACAGAAACGGACGUCAAAGUCAGAAUCUGCACCCGGGCCUACAACCUGCUCCUGAAGAAACUGGGCUUUAAUCCAAAUGACAUCAUUUUUGACCCUAACAUACUCACUAUUGGUACUGGGAUGGAGGAACACAACUUGUACGCCGUUAAUUUUAUCCAUGCAGCAAAGAUCAUUAAAGAAACAUUGCCUGGAGCCAAAAUAAGUGGUGGUCUUUCCAACUUGUCCUUCUCCUUCCGAGGAAUGGAAGCCAUUCGAGAAGCAAUGCAUGGGGUUUUCCUUUACCAUGCAAUCCAGUUUGGCAUGGACAUGGGGAUCGUGAAUGCUGGCAACCUCCCCGUGUAUGACGAUAUCCAUAAGGACCUUCUCCACCUCUGUGAAGAUCUCAUCUGGAAUAAAGACCCCGAGGCCACCGAGAAGCUCCUACACUAUGCCCAGACUCAUGGCAAAGGCGGGAAGAAGGCCGUGCAGACUGACGAGUGGAGGAAUGGCUCGAUCGAAGAACGCCUGGAGUACGCCCUCGUGAAGGGCAUUGAAAAAUAUGUUAUUGAGGAUACUGAGGAAGCCAGGUUAAACCAGGAAAAGUACCCCCGACCUCUGAACAUAAUCGAAGGGCCCCUGAUGAACGGCAUGAAAGUUGUUGGCGAUCUUUUUGGAGCUGGAAAAAUGUUUCUACCUCAGGUCAUAAAGUCAGCUCGGGUCAUGAAGAAGGCCGUUAGCCACCUUAUUCCCUUUAUGGAAAAGGAAAGAGAAGAAGCCAAAGUGCUUACUGGCACAGUAGAAGAAGAGGACCCGUACCAAGGCACCAUCGUGCUGGCCACCGUCAAAGGCGAUGUGCACGACAUAGGCAAGAACAUCGUUGGAGUCGUCCUCGGCUGCAACAAUUUCAGAGUUAUUGACUUGGGGGUCAUGACUCCCUGCGACAAGAUACUGAAGGCGGCUGUUGACCACAAAGCAGAUAUAAUUGGCCUGUCGGGACUCAUCACUCCUUCCCUGGAUGAAAUGAUAUUCGUUGCCAAGGAAAUGGAGAGAUUAGCGAUAAGGGUCCCGUUGUUGAUUGGAGGAGCCACCACUUCGCGAACGCACACGGCAGUUAAAAUCGCUCCACGGUACAGCGCACCUGUAAUCCACGUCCUGGACGCCUCGAAGAGCGUGGUGGUGUGUUCUCAGCUAUUAGAUGAGAAUCUGAAGGAUGAGUACUUUGAGGAGAUCAUGGAAGAGUAUGAAGACAUUAGACAGGACCAUUACGAGUCUCUCAAGGAGAGAAGAUACUUAACCUUAAGUCAAGCCAGAAAAAAUGGUUUCCAGAUCGACUGGCUGUCGGAGCCUCCCCCAGUGAAGCCCACGUUCCUUGGGACGCGGGUCUUCGAAGACUAUGACCUGCAGCGGCUGGUGGACUACAUCGACUGGAAGCCUUUCUUUGAUGUGUGGCAGCUUCGGGGCAAGUACCCGAAUCGAGGCUUCCCCAAGAUAUUUAACGACAAAACCGUAGGUGAAGAGGCCAAAAAAGUCUAUGAUGAUGCGCAGAAUAUGCUGAAAGUGCUGAUUAGUGAAAAGAAGCUGCAGGCCAGGGGCGUGGUGGGGUUCUGGCCUGCACAGAGCGUCGAGGACGACAUCCACCUGUACGCAGAGGGCACCGAGCCCCGGGCCGCGCAGCCCAUAGCCACCUUCUAUGGGCUGAGGCAGCAGGCGGAGAAGGACUCGGCCAGCGCAGACCCGUACCUCUGCCUCGCCGACUUCGUCGCCCCGCUGCACACGGGCGUCCGCGACCACCUGGGCCUGUUCGCCGUGGCCUGCUUCGGGGUGGAGGAGCUGAGCCGGGCCUACGAGGAGCAGUGCGACGACUACAGCAGCAUCAUGGUCAAGGCGCUGGGGGACCGGCUGGCGGAGGCCUUUGCGGAGGAGCUGCACGCGCGGGUGCGCACGGAGCUGUGGGCCUACUGCGGCGGCGAGCAGCUGGGCUUCGCCGACCUGCGCCAGCUGCGCUACGGGGGCAUCCGCCCGGCCCCCGGCUACCCCAGCCAGCCCGACCACACCGAGAAGCUGACCAUGUGGGAGCUCGCCGACAUCGAGCGGCACACAGGCAUCAGGCUCACGGAGUCCCUGGCCAUGGCCCCUGCGUCCGCCGUUUCCGGGCUUUACUUCUCCAACUUGAAGUCCAAAUAUUUUGCCGUGGGGAAGAUUUGCAAGGAUCAGAUUGAGGAUUAUGCUCUGAGGAAGAACAUGUCUGUGGCCGAGGUGGAGAAAUGGCUUGGACCCAUUUUGGGAUAUGAUACAGACUAAUUUUUUGUUUGUCACCUUUCCUGUACUCGACGAUCUUCAGGGAAACGUAGUCCGGAGUGCCUUAAAGGUCACGGCGACGGCAGCAGCACACAGGCCCGUCUGCAUCUGGGUGACGCUUGUGCUGCUUCGACUGCGGACGGCCGGCGGGGCCUCAUGGAGGAGCAAGGUCUUUGUCCUCCACGAGGCCCUCGAUAGUGGCCCUGUCCCUGGUCCCUGGAGCACUGGGACAAGCUGGAGAUAGAGGUCUUUUGCAUUUCAAAGCAAGUCGUCUUGCUUUUUCAUUUUUACCUGCGAUCUAGGAGGCCACUUGUUCUUUUCUUCUCUUAGAAAAAAGCCCAGAACUCAGUCGAACAGAGCACGUGACCCCGUGGCAAAGUGCCGCUGUGAGAAAUGGGGCACCCUGAUCCAGGCGGGGGCAGCGGUAGACUCCGACCGGGAGGGGAAGCUGAGCUCUGCUCCCUUUCCGGAGACCUCGUUUCCCACAGCCUCGGCCGCCUCUCACUGCCGGCUUGUCAGACACUCGGGCUGUUGCUCCGAUGUGGCCAAGCACGGCAGGUUCUCCGAGCAUUUUGCCGCCUCGUAAUUCCGCAUUUCCUAGCGCUGAGGGGAAGAUGGAGGUGGCGCGCGAGAGUGGCCUGUCAAGGGCAGUUCGCGUCCGAGGUCGUUUUCCAGACCAGAGCGGGCUCUCAGUGAGCAGCUCGAUUCCGCUCGGUGCUGGCUUUUCCGCGCCGCCCCGAGCCCAGACUCACAGCGUUUGGACCUGGCACGCUCACUCGUUCUUCGCCAUUUCCGGGGGAAUGGCUAAGAACGGUGGCUUCGGAGGCGACACACCUGGCUUCAGAUUCCAGCUUUGCCACCUGCUCGCCGUACGACGGAGGUGGAUCACUUAAGCACUCCAUUCUGUUUUCUCGUCUGGAAAAUGCGGCCAGCCACACAGCUUACCGUCGCGUGGGCGUGGGUGUGGGGUCGGUGAGAUGCGUGGAAGGCAGGUAACGGGGCCGGGCACGCAGCACGUGCUUAGUAAACUGUCGCUCUGUACAGGUCUGUGGGUCACCCCGUGGGCUCGGCAGACAGGAGACACUCGGGGGGGAGGGAGAGCUUGGGAGAGGUGAGAAGACUCGGGAAAGCCUGUGGUGAUGACCCCGGUGCCUGAGAACCCUGAUUAACACUCACUGGGACAGAGAGGCUGCCUCCUGUGUCACAUGCACCUCUCAUGGUACAAGCUGGCCUUGCCCCACAGCAGUUACCCCAGAUGUACGUUUGGGCACUUUGGAGGUCAAAGGGGAGCGCACGUAGGCGAUGGUGAUGCUGCAUGCCUGUGGUACAAUCGUGUCUGUAGAGUGACACGCCUUUUCAGGCUCGGCGUGCCCUUGAUCCCUGUGCUCUCCUUAGGAACGUAGAAUUUGUGCUGGAUUGAGAGCGAGGCUCGGUUUCCCGAGACCCUUAUUUUCUGCUCCAUAGCAGGUCUGUUACUCUAGGCUUUGGUACAUUUUCCUGUGAAGAAGAAUAACCUUCGAAUAUAGUCACACGCUGCGUAGCGACACUUCUGUCAACGACAGACCCGUGAGAUCACAACGGGGCUGAAAAUUCCUGCCGCUUAGUGGUGUGGUAGCCACUACGAUGUCAUAGCUUUGGCUUAGUUGAAUUAUUUCAAUAAAUUCAAAAUAUUAAGUAAAAAACAUUUUGUAACCUGA
Pteropus alecto (black flying fox) is the source of this 5737-nucleotide messenger RNA. It is a transcript of the gene MTR, whose product is annotated as 5-methyltetrahydrofolate-homocysteine methyltransferase. The record is from RefSeq and is a predicted model, not a curated record. The coding region runs from base 147 to 4043 and encodes 1298 amino acids. Gene Ontology annotation, biological process: pteridine-containing compound metabolic process. Lineage: Eukaryota; Metazoa; Chordata; Mammalia; Chiroptera; Pteropodidae. The transcript has 33 exons. Gene Ontology annotation, molecular function: methionine synthase activity; cobalamin binding; zinc ion binding.